UAAAAAGAAGUCUAACUUAGUUUAAAUAAGGCUGUCAAGCGAAGCAGUAGUGAAAUCUUAAGUUUGUAACAAUGAUUACAUUCAUAACAGUGAUAGCAUUUUGUGUGAUUCUAUCGGGGGUUGUAUCAGAUCCCCAACUUUGCGUUGAUCAAAAAAGUGUCGAACUGGUGAACAGGACUUACAACGGCAUCACAUUUGGGGACGAUGAAGUUAUAAUGAGUAACACAACUGGAGAGGAGAGAGGAUGUGUGUGUCUCAAGGGAAUUUGUGCCAGGAAAUGUUGCCCAUUCGGAUGGGUCUACAAUGAGCCUAUAACGGAAUGUGUUCCAAGUUCUUAUGUUUUCGAUCCCCCCGUCGGGAAACAGAAAUCUGGAAUAAUAGAAGGAUUCAACGCAACAAAAGAGUUUAUUUUUAUGGUUGGUAGAAUGAACUGUACUGGAGAGAAUGAAGGCAGAAUACAUGUGGUACAACUUUUCAAAGCAAUGUUUUUACUAAAUGAUGGCAAGCUCUACAUUGAAAAUCAUUCUCAAACACCUGGUGUGAUCAUCUACGAACCGGAUAAGUACUGCAUUGAUACAUUCCUCAAAAACGAUGGAACAGCUCACCUGGACGCCUUGAUUUGCUUCAAAUCGAAACCAGAUCCAAAAAACUAUGAAACUAAAAGUAGUUGUAUGCUGAUCUCGUGUUUCUUCAUCCUUCUGACCGUGGCAGUAUAUGCGUGGAUACCAGAGCUCCGCAAUCUCCCUGGCAUGGUGCUCAUGGCAUACCUCCUCAGCCUCUUCGUGGGCUUUCUGCUUCUGGCAACAAUGCAGAUCUUGAUAAUGACCAACGAAAUCACUCAGAAUAUUUGCCUCGUUUGCACGUUCAUCGUGUACUUCUCCCUGCUCUCUGCAUUCUUCUGGUUGAACGUUAUGUGCUACGAUAUUUGGUGGACUUUCAGUCGUACAUGCGGUAAGAACAACCAAGUACGACCAGAAAAACCUCAUAAACGGUUCAAAUACUAUUCAUUAUACGCGUUUGGUGUGCCAACUGCGCUCACCAUCCUAUUGGCAACCUUGGAGUUCUCCGAGUCUCUUCCAAAGUUGCACCCCCUGCUGCCAAUGAUUAGGGUACAAGGCUGUUUCUUAUACGGUAACAGCAAAUUGAUUUACUUGUACUUGCCCAUUGUGAUUCUCUGUGUGGCAAACACGACAUUCUUCGUGCUGACGGCUUUCAAGAUAGCGAAGAUGAAUCGAGAGACACAAGUGCUGCUGGGUAGAGAGAGCUGCGCCAAUGACCAGCGAAGAAAAGACACACAAAGGUUCACUAUUUACAUCAAGUUGUUCAUAUUGAUGGGGAUCAACUGGAUCCUGGAAGUGGUCAGUUCCUUCUACCCUGAUGCUGACAUCUUCUGGCAAUUUUUUGAUGCCUACAACGUCCUGGUCGGCCUCAUCAUCUUCAUCAUGUUUGUAUGUAAGAAGAAGACUUGGAAAAUGAUCAAGAAGAGGUUUGCACAGGUGAAAGGCGACCAGCUGCACACAACACAGACGACUAAUGGCGGAUUUUAAUCACAAUGAAGAUUUUUCAGUAUUUUCCAUAAGCCUUAGCCGUAGGAUAAAGGCCGUCAACGCACUUGCCAAUUCUCUGGUGUUGCGGACAAAAAUAUAUUGACUGCUUACCAUCAGCUCAUCUCUUCUUUGCUUCUUAUUAAAUAAAAAGUUACGAGGAAAGAUUCUUCUAUACCUCCAUGUAAUUUCAGCGUACACCUACUAUUUGCGGUGCAAAGUUUUUGCAAGAGGUCAGACGGAAAAGACUGAUGUUGUACCUACUUAACUUUAUUGUCUUAGCAUUUACUCGUAAUAAACAAGUUAUUAUUU
Messenger RNA from Helicoverpa armigera (cotton bollworm), 1856 nucleotides. RefSeq names its product probable G-protein coupled receptor Mth-like 3. Gene Ontology annotation, cellular component: membrane. The transcript has 8 exons. Gene Ontology annotation, biological process: cell surface receptor signaling pathway. Gene Ontology annotation, molecular function: G protein-coupled receptor activity. The coding region runs from base 72 to 1547 and encodes 491 amino acids. The record is from RefSeq and is a predicted model, not a curated record. Lineage: Eukaryota; Metazoa; Arthropoda; Insecta; Lepidoptera; Noctuidae.